Lactuca sativa (garden lettuce) is the source of this 782-nucleotide messenger RNA. RefSeq names its product nucleolin. Lineage: Eukaryota; Viridiplantae; Streptophyta; Magnoliopsida; Asterales; Asteraceae. The record is from RefSeq and is a predicted model, not a curated record.
UACAAGAAGAAGGGUUGGGAGUUUGGAUUUUGGAAGAAGCCAUGGCAGAGCUGAAUAGCAACGAAGAACCACAUGUAUUGCCGUCCAAGCGAAAGCAAACUGCCACGGACGCAGAUGUCGAGUCCACAAAGAAGCACCAAGUAGAGAGUUGUGCCGUUAAAGACGCCUCCGCUGCCGCCGAAGAGAAAGUUAUCAACGACAAUGGAGAGGAAGAGGAAGAGGAAGAGGAAGACUAUGACGGAGAAGACGAUGUCGAUUCGGAAGACGAAGAAGAUGACGACGACGAAGACGAAGUUGAACAUUCCAACGGCGGAGCUGAAAUUGAUCGGAAGGGGAAAGGGAUAAUGAAGGAUGAUAAGGGUAAAGGAAAGCUGAUCGAAGAGUCCGAAGACGACUCUUCCGAUGAUGACGGCGCGAGUGAAUCAGACGGUGAUGAUGAUGAUCUCUCCGAUGAUCCGUUGGCGGAGGUCGAUUUGGAUAACAUUCUUCCUUCAAGGACACGGCGUCGUACGGCUCCUCCGGGGUUGCGCAUUUCUAAUGAUAAGUUCACCAACGAUAAGGACAACGAUGCCUAAGCUUCAAGGAGGUUAGCUUAGUUUCCGCUUCAAGAAUCCACCUUAUUUUUUUUUUAAACUUAGAACCGUAUUUGCCGACGUUAAGGUUUUACAAGCAAUGCUGCUACUGUUGAAGAGUGAACACAUUUCUGUGGUGUAAGAAAUAUUAAGGUCGUCUAGGGUUUGAAUAUGCUGUCGUAUUAAUAUCAAUUGAGCUGCCAUUGAUAA